AUGAACGGCGCCAUCUUCUACAAAUAUUGGAGUCUCAGCAGUGAGCACAGGGAGAGAGUUAAGUGCAAUUACGAGCCGCUUGGACUGAAACCCAUCGGGAUAAGCAUCCAAACCAAAAUCGAGAUAGCAUUGACCACAGGCAGCGCACAACUUGGGAUUUGGACGGCUGCAUGGCAUCGCCGCAUCAGUGAGCUUUUUGUCAUCGAUCCGGCCACGGAGCGCAUCGUCACAUUGCCGCUUCUAUUUUGUCACGGCCAUGUUUGGCGUCUUUACUUUGCUUGCGACCGGGGACAAAAUAUUACGAUUAUCGGGCCUAUUGAUGUCGGGUCUACAAACGAUAUUAUUCAAAUCUAUUCUCUUGUGGCAGUGUUGCGCGAGCUGUGCAAACGGGUCGAGGGUCCGUUCCGCGAUUGGCUUGCAUACGCGAUUGGGUUGAAAGAGAAGCCAGAAGAGAUAGUGUAG
Pyricularia oryzae 70-15 is the source of this 462-nucleotide messenger RNA. RefSeq lists its product as uncharacterized. The record is from RefSeq and is a predicted model, not a curated record. Lineage: Eukaryota; Fungi; Ascomycota; Sordariomycetes; Magnaporthales; Pyriculariaceae. The transcript is spliced from 2 exons. Bases 1 to 462 code for a protein of 153 amino acids.